Colletotrichum scovillei is the source of this 909-nucleotide messenger RNA. Its product is annotated as metallo-beta-lactamase superfamily protein. The coding region runs from base 1 to 909 and encodes 302 amino acids. NCBI's taxonomy places the organism in Eukaryota, Fungi, Ascomycota, Sordariomycetes, Glomerellales, Glomerellaceae. The record is from RefSeq and is a predicted model, not a curated record. The transcript has a single exon.
AUGGGUGCAGACGCACAAAAGAGGGUCAGCCUGACCUUCCUCUCAACCGGCUCAGUCCGCAUCAAACUACCCAUGAAAAGCCAACCGGUAACAUCCUACCUCGACCAAUUCGUCACCCUGCGCCGCUUCCGCUGCAUCGCAAACCGCCAAUGGACGGAACCCCUCCCCAUCGGUGUUUUCCUCAUCGCCCACCCAGAUGGGCCAAUCCUCUUCGACACGGGCGAGUCCCCCUGCUUCAACGACCCGGGCUACCUCCCCUACUUAUCCCCGACAAAGAUGUUCAGCAGCGUGGACAUCAAGCCCGAAGACGGCAUCGUGCAGCAGUUGCAGCGUCUCGGCGUGGAACCGAGGGAUCUGCAGGCCAUCGUGCUCAGUCACCUCCACGGCGACCACGCAGGCGGAUUGAACGCUCUGAAGACUGCCGCGCCGGAUAUCCCUGUGUUUGUGAGCAAGGAGCACUGGGCCGCGUUCGGGAAUAGCCCUGUGACCGCGACGCUUGCGGGGUGCGUGCCACAGCACUGGCCGGAAGGAUUCCAGCCUACCCUUGUGGAUUUCUCGGCCGGGGCCGUGGGGCCGUGGGAAACGUCUGGCCGGAUCACGGCUGAUGGGAAGAUUGUGGCGGUGCAUACACCCGGUCACGUUCCCGGCCACAUUUCGCUUGUCGUGUAUGGUGAUAACGAGGACGGAACAACGUCGACGUACUGCUUGCUCGGGGACGCGAGCUAUGGUAUUGAUUUGCUGGAUAAGGAAGAGCCGGAUGGUAUUAAUGACGACCCUAUGUCGGCGUUGGACAGCUUGCGGAAGAUCAAGGCGUUUGCGAAACAGAGUGAUGUGGUUGUUCUUCCUAGCCAUGACCCGGAUACACCUCGAUUGCUGAAAGAACGGGUGUUGUACAAGCCACAGUUCUGA